AUGGUUCACAUCUGGAAUUUGUUUGCCAAGGCCGGUUCCAUUUGGGUUGUUUGGGUGGAAACAGUGUGGUUAAGAGGGAAAAGCUUUUGGCAAGUCCCUAUACCACAAAAUAGCUCUUGGAGUUGGAGGAAGAUCUUGAAGCUUAGGCUCCUUGCUAGGCCUUUUCUUAGUUUCAAGAUUGGCACUGGCAGUCGGAUCUUCAUGUGGUAUGACUCUUGGCACCCUGCUGGUUGUCUUAUUGAGAAAUAUGGAUUAAGAACUACUUAUGAUGCAGGACAUAACAUUGGACCCAUGCUAUCUUCUAUUAUAAAAAAUGGAGAAUGGCAUUGGAAAUCUGCUCGUUCGGAAAGGUUGGUGGAAAUUCAGUGCAGGCUUCCUGAUAUCUCUAUUGGAAAUAAGGAUACACCUAUUCGGAAGUCCAGUACUGCCAUUCCAAGGCACUCUUUUAUUCUUUGGCUGGCUUUUAGGGAUGGUUUAACUACCAAGUAUAGGAUGAGCUUGUGGGGAUAUACUGGUUCUAUGAUUGUGGAGUUGUUGAUCCUCCUGUCUCCUGGAAUGAUGUGGUUAACUGGUUUAAAGGGGGGAUGA
Alnus glutinosa is the source of this 588-nucleotide messenger RNA. RefSeq lists its product as uncharacterized. NCBI's taxonomy places the organism in Eukaryota, Viridiplantae, Streptophyta, Magnoliopsida, Fagales, Betulaceae. The transcript has 3 exons. The record is from RefSeq and is a predicted model, not a curated record. The coding region runs from base 1 to 588 and encodes 195 amino acids.